Messenger RNA from Linum tenue, 438 nucleotides. The record is from the annotation of a GenBank genome assembly. NCBI's taxonomy places the organism in Eukaryota, Viridiplantae, Streptophyta, Magnoliopsida, Malpighiales, Linaceae.
AUGCCGAAGAACAAGGGUAAGGGAGGAAAGAACAGGAAGAGAGGAAAGAACGAAGCUGAUGAUGAGAAGCGUGAGCUGAUCUUCAAGGAAGAUGGGCAGGAGUAUGCCCAGGUGAUGCGCAUGCUCGGUAACGGGCGUUGUGAGGCCACGUGCAUCGAUGGAGUGAAGCGUCUCUGCCAUAUCCGUGGCAAGAUGCACAAGAAGGUCUGGAUUGCAGCUGGUGACAUCAUUCUAGUGGGUCUCCGAGACUAUCAGGAUGACAAGGCUGAUGUUAUCCUGAAGUACAUGCCUGAUGAGGCCAGGCUUCUCAAGGCGUAUGGUGAGCUUCCAGAGAACACUCGUCUCAAUGAGGGUAUUGCUGGAGGUCUCGAUGAGGAGGAUGAAGGUGCUGGUGAUGACUACAUUGAGUUUGAAGACGAAGAUAUUGAUAAGAUCUAA